Kwoniella shivajii is the source of this 627-nucleotide messenger RNA. Its product is annotated as GTP-binding protein ypt2. Bases 1 to 627 code for a protein of 208 amino acids. The transcript has 8 exons. Gene Ontology annotation, biological process: protein secretion; regulation of exocytosis; protein localization to plasma membrane. Gene Ontology annotation, molecular function: GTP binding; GTPase activity. Gene Ontology annotation, cellular component: plasma membrane; endosome. NCBI's taxonomy places the organism in Eukaryota, Fungi, Basidiomycota, Tremellomycetes, Tremellales, Cryptococcaceae. The record is from RefSeq and is a predicted model, not a curated record.
AUGGCAGGUCCUCAUUACGAUUUCUUGAUCAAAUUACUUCUUAUUGGAGAUUCCGGUGUCGGAAAAUCAUGUUUACUUCUUCGAUUUUGUGAUGACGCUUGGACCCCUUCGUUCAUCACCACUAUCGGUAUUGAUUUCAAGAUCCGAACUAUUGAAUUAGAUGGAAAGAGGAUCAAAUUACAGAUUUGGGAUACUGCUGGUCAAGAACGUUUCAGGACUAUCACAACAGCUUAUUACAGAGGUGCUAUGGGUAUCUUAUUGGUGUACGAUGUCACAGAUGAAAAGUCAUUCCAAAAUAUCCGAACUUGGCACGCCAAUAUCGAUCAACAUGCUUCACCCGGUGUAAACAAGAUUUUGAUUGGAAACAAAUGUGAUUGGGAUGAGAAACGAACUGUCACCAUUGAACAAGGCCGUGCUUUAGCCGAUGAAUUUGGACUAAGAUUCUUGGAGACUUCAGCUAAAGCUAAUGAAGGUGUUGAAGAGGCUUUCUUUACCCUUGCCAGAGAUAUUAAGACACGACUUAUCGACUCUCAACCUCAAGAAGCUGCACCAGUAGCUCUUGGAGCUGAUCGACGAGGUGUAGAUGUCAACAAGCAAACUAACACAUCAUCUGGUGGAUGUUGUUAG